AUGCGCUUCCUAUCCCUCACCCUCCUCCUCCUCACCCUUGCUGUCUAUGUCGCCGCCCUCCCCUCAUCCCGCAAGGGACAACCACCCUUCCGUCAAGCCAGCCGCGGCGUCGGGUACCUCGUAGCGCGAGACUCGGAGCAAGCAACGCGCGGAAUGCUAGGCUCGUGGGGAGAAAAGUUCUACCAGAAGCCCGUGAUGCAGCGCGCGAACGAGUCAAAGUCGGAGGCGCGCCAGGCAAAGAUUGAUGCGCUGCUGCUGUGCCAGCAGGACUGCACGCGUAUCUGGAACCCAGCGCACCCAAGCCAGUUUUGGAGCGAUUGUAAUGAGUGUUGUAGGAAGAUGUGA
Messenger RNA from Morchella sextelata, 345 nucleotides. RefSeq lists its product as uncharacterized. Lineage: Eukaryota; Fungi; Ascomycota; Pezizomycetes; Pezizales; Morchellaceae. The transcript has 2 exons. Bases 1 to 345 code for a protein of 114 amino acids. The record is from RefSeq and is a predicted model, not a curated record.